Messenger RNA from Lactuca saligna, 882 nucleotides. NCBI's taxonomy places the organism in Eukaryota, Viridiplantae, Streptophyta, Magnoliopsida, Asterales, Asteraceae. The record is from the annotation of a GenBank genome assembly.
AUGGAGGUUGCGUUGAAGGAUGGUUUGGAAAAAUUCCCUCAUAGUGUGGUGCAUGACCCUGACUGCUUUAAUGAGGUAAAUAUGAAUGAUAUAGGUGAUGGCGGUGAAGGAAAUAGUUCACCCGUUCGAGGAUUGAUACUUACUGAAGUUAAUACAGAAAAAGAAGUCAAUUAUACUACACCUGUUGAUACGACUUCUUUAACAAUGACUCAGUUUCAUCGACUUCCAGGGGUGAAUGAGGAAAUGAUUAAGUUGUUGGAUGAAACUGAGUUACAGGUGUAUAGAAGGAAAAAGCGAAUGUCAGUAAUCAGUGGGGAUAAUCUGGUAGGAAGAAAUAUAGGAGAGGCUGUUGAUAAUGCUGCAGGAUAUGAUGAUAAUGACAAAAGGGAAAAACAUAUUCCUAAAAAGACAAAAAUAUUUCAUUCGCCCUAUAUUGAAAGAAUUGUUAAGGUUGGGGAAAAGCUGACUAUGGAUGAAACAGGGAUAUGCAAUUCUGUUUUUGCAUCUAAAAGAGAUGACGGGAUCGAUCGCUUUCGAUCAUGGAAUGUUUUUGCAUUCAAUCAUGGAAUGUUUUUGCAUUCUAAAAUAAUUGAUUGUUGGGCUGCGUUUUUAAAUAAAAUGGAGAACUACAAGGAUGAAUCAUCGCUUUCAAGAUUUUUCUUCGAUACAACUAUUGUGACAGAAGAUAUAUUGAAUGAGCUAAAGUCAGAAGAUAUGAAAUGUAGGCUUUUUGCUACUUUAUUGCGAAUCUACACUAAGAAAUUUGAUGUGAAGCCAAGUUUUAGAGACGUUGCACUUUUUGAUGAUGGAAAUUAUUACUUACUCAUCUUUGAUCUGAGAUCAAGUUUGUACUACAUAGUAGAUCAUGUGAAGAGGACAUGA